This is a messenger RNA of Diabrotica virgifera virgifera (western corn rootworm), 2810 nucleotides long. Its product is annotated as SWI/SNF complex subunit SMARCC2-like. Gene Ontology annotation, cellular component: SWI/SNF complex. Gene Ontology annotation, molecular function: histone binding; DNA binding. The record is from RefSeq and is a predicted model, not a curated record. Gene Ontology annotation, biological process: positive regulation of DNA-templated transcription. The transcript has a single exon. Bases 538 to 2274 code for a protein of 578 amino acids. NCBI's taxonomy places the organism in Eukaryota, Metazoa, Arthropoda, Insecta, Coleoptera, Chrysomelidae.
UUGGUUUUUUGUUUGGCAAAUUUUCAUGUUACAGAACGUACAGAACCCAUAAAGUAAGAUUAAGAACAACGUAUAUAGACGCAAUAUGAAUAUAUUCGUUGGUAAGAAGCAUAAAUCUAAUAAUUUUUGAUCUUUUAUAUCCCAAAUUUUCGCAUUUAUAUAUCUAUUUUGGUUUGGUACAAAUAUUUACAUUUAUUUAGAUUUGAUAGGUACAUUACAAAAUUGACACCUGCGACGUUGUCGGCUUAUGAAAGAAGUGGAAUAUUUAUGCAAAAUAACGAACCUUAUGUAUUUAAAAUAAUGCCCCAUUUAAUAACAACGAAUUAGACAACAUUUGGUAACUACGAAAUAGACAACAUUGGAGAAAAUUUAUGUGACAACUGUGAUUGUUAUUUCCCGGUCAUUUAUUUGUAUUAAGAAUUGCAUUAAAUCAAAUAAUCAUAUAAGUUUCAUUCCAAAUAAAUGUGAUUAACUAAUUCAAGUAAUUUGAUUAAGUAGUUAUCUACACAUUGGAAUGUGAAAAGUUUAAUUUUUAAAAUGGAAAAACUACAAAGGAAACGCUCUGCAUCCCAUCAACCCCACACAAGAAAGAUUUGCAGAAAUCUUUCUAUUGCUAAAAAGAGAAGAAUAAAGUAUUCCCAAAAUAAUGACUUAGUAUUAAUAGAUCAUGUUAAUGAAGAUAUAAAUGUUCCUUCUGUGUCAAAAAUUGUUGAAAUUGUUCCCUUAGAACAAAAUGACCAACCCAAUAAGGAAAUCACUACACUUCAACCAUUACAAAGUAGUUUAGAAGAAAAUGAAAUGAAAGAUUUGAACAUUGCUGACAAUAGCGAAACCAAAACACAAGAUUAUGAACAAGACAGAAUUGUCAUAGACCAAGAACAUCAUAUUAUUAUUCCUUCUUAUUCGUCAUGGUUUGAUUACCAUACCAUUCAUGCUGUUGAAAAGCGGGCAGUAUCAGAAUUUUUCAAUGGUAAAAACAAAUCUAAGACACCAGAGAUAUAUUUAGCAUAUAGAAAUUUCAUAAUAGAUACAUAUCGCCUCAAUCCAACAGAAUAUAUAACUAGUACUGCUUGCAGAAGAAACCUUGCAGGGGAUGUUUGUGCCAUAAUGAGAGUUCAUGCUUUUCUUGAACAAUGGGGAUUGAUCAACUACCAAGUAGAUACUGAAUCCAAGCCAACACCCAUGGGUCCCCCAUCUACUACUCAUUUUCAUAUUCUGACUGAUACUCCAAGAGAUCUUAAAUCUAUUAAUACUCCAUGGGUUAACAGAACAAAAAAUUUAAUGGAUCUUGAUAAAACCAAAGUUAGGAAACCAAAACCUGCUGCUAAGAUGGGCAACUUUGGAUUAAAAUCAGAUCAGUAUGCUAAACAAUCUAAGUCUUUCAGUCAGAAGGGUAUAACAUCUGUACUAGGAGAUUGGACAGAUCAGGAGACUCUUCUUCUUCUGGAAGGAUUGGAAAUGUAUAAAAAUGAUUGGAAUAAAGUUAGUGAUCAUGUAGGUUCUCGCACUCAAAGUGAAUGCAUUCUUCAUUUUCUUAGACUGCCAAUUGAAGAUCCUUAUUUAGAGGGACCAGAUAAUGGAAGUGCUUUAGAACCUUUAACUUGUGAACCCAUUCCAUUUAGUGAUAUGGGAAGUCCAAUUAUGUCAACUGUAGCAUUUUUAGCUUCUACUGUAGAUCCUAAGGUAGCAGCAGCAGCUGUUAAAUCAGCUAUGCACGAAUUUUCUACUAUUCAAGAUGCAGUAAUUACAGAUACAAAUGUGAAAACUUCUAGUGGUAAUUAUGGGGAAGCAUCUAAUUUAAAGGCAAAUGGUGAAGCUGACACUAUACUAAGUGAUGAUUAUGAAGGUGACAAUCAAAAAAAUGAGGCAGAUGGAAAAUCUGGUGAAGAGCAAAACCAUUCAAAUACAGUUAAAGAAGAUGAAAAAAUGCACAUGUAUACCAAAAAUAAUGAGUUUACAAAACAUAGUGAAAUACAGAGUGCAGCAGCUGCUGUAUUAGCUACUGGAGCAGUUAAAGCUAAACAUUUAGCUGCAAUAGAGGAAAGACGGAUAAAAUUUUUUAUAGCUGCACUUCUAGAAACUCAAAUGAAAAAGCUUGAAAUCAAAUUAAGAUGCUUUGAAGAACUAAACAGAACUAUGGAAACAGAAAUAGGAAGGCUUGAAUACCAAAGGCAACAACUUAUCAUAGAAAGACAAGAGUUAAACAUGGAAAAACUAAAAGCUGCUCAAAUAAUACGCAAUCAAAAUCAAAACACAGGAUAUACUACAAUUUGAAAAAUCACCAGUGGCUACUCAGAAAAUGUUACCAGAUGCUCUUUAAGUGCUGCUUCACAAUUUGAUACUGUUAGAAAUCAAUCUAUUUUAUUUUUAUGAGCUGUGUUUUUCUUAUUUUUGUAUUCUUUGUGAAUUUACUUUUUAAAUACAAGAAAAUAAAAUAAAUUAUUUGAAAUGUUCUUUUAUUAUUGAAAAUUAAGCCUCAUUUUAAUGUUCAUGUUAUGUUUAAUGUGUAAUGUUAAGAAAGGACCCUGCAACACAUGGAAUAGUGGUCCUGGUCAAAUUUAACGAAACUUUGGUCAAUGAUAGUCUUCAAUGAGUAGAUUAAAAAAGUCCAUGGCACCUAGGUCUGAAAAACUAUUAUUCUCGAGCUACAGCCUUCUGAAGUUCUUAAAUUCAGGUACUCGGUUUACGUUAAGUGCACUAAUUCACGGUCAAGUGAAUGAAAAUAUCUAUUACUGAAAGAAGACAGACUCAUUUUCUUCAUGCAUAUACAGUGUGUCUGCGUAACUUGGAACCAUAUGAGAAACUUUUUU